Messenger RNA from Poecilia reticulata (guppy), 1414 nucleotides. NCBI's taxonomy places the organism in Eukaryota, Metazoa, Chordata, Actinopteri, Cyprinodontiformes, Poeciliidae. The record is from RefSeq and is a predicted model, not a curated record.
GAAGGCAUUCCUAACUGAGGGAAGUAGCUUCCGAGUGUGUGUGUGUGUGUGUAUGUAUGUGCAUCUGCUGGUGUGUGUCCGUAUUCCUCUGUGAUGGACAGGUAAUAAAAGAAAGUUUGUAACGUUCACAGGCCUCAGAUUCGAGAACAGAAGCUGCUUUUGUUUCCAGCUAUGUCAGACGCUGAAGAGGAAUAUGAGGACCAGGCGGUGGAAGUUGAGGAGGAGCCAGAGGCAGAGCCGGAGGAAGAGGAGGAGGAAGCUGAACAGGCUGAAGAAGAUGGAGGAGAACAACAGGAGUACCAAGACCAAGAUGCCCAGGAGGAAGAAGAAGAGCGCCCCAAGCCAAAACCUCUUGUGCCCCAACUUGCUCCUCCAAAGAUUCCUGAGGGAGAACGAGUGGAUUUUGACGACAUUCACAGAAAGCGAAUGGAGAAGGACUUACUGGAGCUGCACACCCUGAUCGAUGUUCACUUUGAGCAGAGGAAGAAGGACGAGGAGGAACUCAUUGGGCUCAAGGAGCGGAUUGAGCACCGUCGAGCCGAGAGGGCCGAGAUCCAGAGGGUCAGAACCGAGAAGGAGAAGGACCGACAGAAUAGAAUUGCGCAUAGAAACACAGUGUGUGGCUCUGUGUUUCUCAGGAACCGGGCCCAGGAGAUGUGGAACUGGAUCCAUCAUCUGGAAUCUGAGAAGUUUGACUUCAUGGAGCAAAUGAAGCACCAGAGAUACGAGAUUACUGUGUUACUGAACAGAAUCCAACAUGCUCAGAAAUUCAAAAAAGGCCACGGCAAGGGGAAGGUGGGUGGUCGCUGGAAGUAAAACCGCAAAAACAAAGAUGGGAGCAACGUGGUUCAAAGACAAUUAAGAAAAAAAAAWGUUUGUUUUUUUAAUUGGAUUCUUUAUAGCGCUCCUGGGUUUGCCUGAACUGGAUGUGUUGUAACUUGAUGUUAUUUGGCAGAAAUAAAAAUAYACGCGCUACAUUUAAAAAGAUGUGUGAUUUUCUUCUUCAGCGUCUUCAAGGCAAAUACAAACAUUUGAAAAUAAACUCUGAAACAGACAGGCAGCCAGACAACCCAGGAGCAAUAUGCUCUCUCUCUCAUGUCCCUUCAUGUUUUGCACCAACUGAGAGUGAGAUAAUAAUAAUUAGCUCCGAGGCACAAAGAAUUACAGUAAUCCAGUAGAAAUUGCUWUAUGUUUUGAAACCAAGGUUUCUGCAUUCUGCCAAAACGGUUUCAUAAAGACCGACAAAUCAGAACGCUGUUUGUCUGACUGCACUGUGCUAAGUGUAAAGUUUGUUGGAGGGUGGAUUAUGAUGUGGCARCAGAUGAUAAUAAAUUCAGAGCCGUUUGGCAGCUGAAAAAGCCGUCUGUCUUCAAAAGAGCCGAGCUUCUCAUCACAAUUAAAACAAUAAAAUACA